This is a messenger RNA of Fusarium mangiferae, 318 nucleotides long. RefSeq lists its product as uncharacterized. The transcript has 2 exons. The coding region runs from base 1 to 318 and encodes 105 amino acids. The record is from RefSeq and is a predicted model, not a curated record. Lineage: Eukaryota; Fungi; Ascomycota; Sordariomycetes; Hypocreales; Nectriaceae.
AUGAUGAAGCUCAUCGCUUUCCUCCUCUUCCUUCUUGGCCUUGUCAACGCUGGGGUUGUCCGCACUCCCGCUGACGCUGCCACCCUCACCACUGAGCCUACUAAUCCUGUCGAGGCUCCCACUCCCGUCGCCACCCCCGACACCUUCAUCGCCAAGGGUGAGAAGAUGGCCUCUUGCGACAUCCGGUGCACCUUCUGGUACCAGAAGUGCUACUACCGCCCCUGGGGCUACACCUGCGAUGACAACGGUCUGUUCCGUCGUCGCGGAUGGAACCCUGACUGUGAAAAGAACUGCUGGUGCAACUGUGAUUCCAGGUAA